AUGGAUGAAGUACAUGCCAGUAUUGGAAACCGUGAAAAGCCAUUAGUGGAACAACUUAAUGAUGAAUUUACAGACGCAGUUUUACCUGUUACCGUUUUUGUUGGAAUAGAGGUGGUUCUAGGUUUUUUCGGAAAUGUUCUGGUGAUAUACGUAUUUCUAUUUCGUUACCAUGUGUGUAACUUUAGAUAUUUUGUGCUAUGUUUGGCUUUUAUCGACAUAACAAGCACGUUGACCACAAUGCCGGGCGAAAUGGUAACGCAUCUAUACUGGUAUGUAUAUCCUGUGGAGGAAAUUUGUAAAGUUAAGUCAUUCUUUAACAUGUUUACGGUAGUCGCGGAGGCUUUGAGCCUGUUAACAAUUGCAACAGACCGCUAUAGAAAGGUUUGUCAACCUUUUGGUUGGCAGAUAAAGCCAAAUAGUGCUAAAAUUAUCUGCUUAAUAAUAUACAUUGUCGCUUUCAUAAUGGCUUUGCCAGUUCCAUUUUUAUGGGGUAUUAGUUUUCAUGAAACGGUUUAUAAAGGAGUUAACAUUACCACGACGGUCUGUGAGACCGAUGACGAAUAUCAAAAUACUAAACGUCCUCUGCAGUACUCAGUGACCAUGGAAACAAUACUAUCAAUAUGCUUGAUUGCUAUGUUUGUCGUAUACAUGUUUGUUGCAAGAACUCUUAUGAGAACUAAAACGACGGAACCCGUGUCGUCUGCUGUUCAGCAAGCAAGCUCAUCAUUCGCUGAUGCUUCCUCUUCCAUUGCCGUUGGAAUUAAAGAGAAGCCGGUAUACAGUGAUACAGGCUACUCCUCAAGUGCAGCAAGUGAUCAACAAAAACAUCAAAGCCGAAAACGUACAGAACAAUCACUAGCAGAAGUUAAAUCAGUUUCACCCGAACCAACAAAAACUACAUCUGACACAGAUUUGUCUGAAACCCGUAAGGAAAAGAAUCCUUCCUCUUCUUUUGCCUUGAAAAACUUUUCCACAGUGGGAUAUUCAGACGAUGGGCUUACCACUGAUGAAGACAGGGGGUUAACAACGGAUGAAGAAGAUUCUGGUAAACGGCAACGAGUGUUUAGUAUAGCUACUAAACGAGGACAAUCAAGGUCAAGAAAAUCUAAGAAAACUUGUACCAGAACCAGGAGAUUACGACGAAAAACUUUGAUCAUGCUUGUUUUAACUGUGAUCUUUACGGUCACUACUGUACUGUACCUGACUCUUCUGUCAUUUAUCGCGAUGCCAACCGGAGUUUUGGAAACCUUGAGUCAUACUGAAAGAGCAGUCUAUUUCCUGUUCUUUCGUUUUUACUUUAUCAAUCACGUGAUCAAUCCAGUUGUUUACGGACUGCUUGAUCCCCAUUUCAGACAGGUGUUGCAGAGAAUGAAAUGUUGA
Messenger RNA from Mercenaria mercenaria, 1380 nucleotides. Its product is annotated as orexin receptor type 2-like. Gene Ontology annotation, molecular function: neuropeptide receptor activity. Lineage: Eukaryota; Metazoa; Mollusca; Bivalvia; Venerida; Veneridae. The coding region runs from base 1 to 1380 and encodes 459 amino acids. Gene Ontology annotation, biological process: neuropeptide signaling pathway. The record is from RefSeq and is a predicted model, not a curated record. The transcript has a single exon. Gene Ontology annotation, cellular component: membrane.